AUGAAGUGUGGAAGACAAGCUGUGUGGACUGGAACUAUCCAAGAACACGCCGGAGACGAAGGCUUCUUUAUAGCCGGGACUUGGGAUUGUUUCAUCUUGGAGCCUGAUCUCCGCGGACCGAACAAGACAUCAAAGAUGGCACCUUUCGAGGCACACGGGAGGAGUAGUUGCUCAUCUAGGAAGCCCGUGGUGCCGAUCCAGCACAUGCUGGGACUCGGGGAUGUAGACUUCGAGAUUGUAACGGACUCCAUCGGCCAGACGGAAUGA
This is a messenger RNA of Penicillium samsonianum, 267 nucleotides long. RefSeq lists its product as uncharacterized. The coding region runs from base 1 to 267 and encodes 88 amino acids. The transcript has a single exon. The record is from RefSeq and is a predicted model, not a curated record. NCBI's taxonomy places the organism in Eukaryota, Fungi, Ascomycota, Eurotiomycetes, Eurotiales, Aspergillaceae.